This is a messenger RNA of Striga hermonthica, 915 nucleotides long. NCBI's taxonomy places the organism in Eukaryota, Viridiplantae, Streptophyta, Magnoliopsida, Lamiales, Orobanchaceae. The record is from the annotation of a GenBank genome assembly.
AUGCGUGCGGCCAUGGCCAGUGCCGAGGUGGACGACGACGUAUUAGGCAACGAUCCGACAGCCGCUCGUCUGGAAAAACGGAUGGCGGGGAUAAUGGGCAAGGAGGCGGCUUUAUUUGUGCCCUCGGGCACUAUGGCAAACCUAAUAUGUGUUCUCACGCAUUGCCAGAUGAGGGGCAGUGAGGUCAUUCUCGGAGAUUACUCUCAUAUUCAUAUCUAUGAAAACGGAGGCAUCUCUACUAUAGGGGGCGUUCAUCCGAGGACUGUCGAGAACAACGACGACGGGACAAUGGACAUUGACCUUAUUGAAGGAGCUAUAAGAGAUCCUAGCUUCGAGAUAUGUUAUCCCACUACAAGGCUCAUUUGCUUGGAGAAUUCACAUGCACAUUCUGGUGGAAGAUGCCUGUCUGCUGAGUACACAGACCGAGUUGGAGAGCUAGCAAAGAAGUAUGGGUUAAAGCUUCACAUUGAUGGGGCUCGCAUCUUUAAUGCAUCUGUGGCUCUCGGAGUACCCGUUCACAGGCUUGCACAGGCUGCUGAUUCGGUCACAGCUUGCCUGUCAAAAGGUCUUGGUGCUCCAGCUGGCACUAUCAUUGCAGGUUCAGAAACUUUCAUUGCCAAGUUCGCCGCCGCAGGGUCAAGACUCAAUCGGUGUUUUUGGGCCACCAAAGUCGUCCGGGAAUGGUCGACGGCGAAUUGGGGCCACCGGAGUCGUCCCUGCAAGCGUCGCUCGAGUUCACAUACCGAGUUCACUGGAGACGUGUCGGAAUCGCGCAAACCAUAUGGCGGAGGAGUAGGAGGUCGACAAUAUACAUAUGAACAUGGUGGUUGUGGCCGGCGAUGUGGCUGUGAUUGUGGUUGUCCGUUCGCAGGUGUGGCGGAGCUGAUGGUGGUUGGAGGCGUUUGCAGUCUAUGA